Messenger RNA from Brassica oleracea var. oleracea, 621 nucleotides. RefSeq lists its product as uncharacterized. The coding region runs from base 72 to 449 and encodes 125 amino acids. NCBI's taxonomy places the organism in Eukaryota, Viridiplantae, Streptophyta, Magnoliopsida, Brassicales, Brassicaceae. The record is from RefSeq and is a predicted model, not a curated record. The transcript is spliced from 3 exons.
GAAUAAUCGUCGGAAGAGAGAAACGCCGGCGAUCUGAUCGCCGUCUCCUCCUCAUCUCCGCCAGACUGACAAUGGACAAAAAGAAAAGCAACAAGGAGAAGGGAGGUUCUUCGUUGAAUAACAAUGAUGCUGAUGUUGCUUCUUCGUCGGGCCGGAGUGGCAGAGGAAGGCAGAGUCAAGCUACCAAUCCUUUGACGGUAGGACAAGCAAUAAUGAAGGCCAACUACCAUUCCUGCUGCCGACAGUUCUACACCUUACCGGAGCUGAUUGAGUUCAUGACAACCAGGCACCGCGGCUUAACAGCAGAGACGGUGACGAAGGUUUUCAGGGAGAUGUUGAAAAGAAUAAAUGCUGAAAUGUAUCUGAGAGCUGCACAGUAUCACUCUACAGUAAGGAAAAUUGAGCGCAAAAGGCGGGAAUCAGAUGACAAUCUGAGCACUCCUUCUUAGAGGUAUGUUUCGGAAAAUUACUUGGAAAAAAUAUUCAUCAAUAUGAAAUUGAAUCCUUAAUAAAAUGUAAACAAAAACCUUACAAAAAUCCAAAUCGAAUCAAAGAAAAGCAACAUGAGUUUGUGGAUAUCAUAAUCCAAAUAAUAAAGCAAGCACUACUUACUUAGUCGAA